AUGGCCUGUCUGCAAAAAGUUAGAACUUCUCAGGACACGCAGCUGUUGCCGAAACAGGUGGUGACUGAGCAGCAGUCUCUCAUUGUGGUGAAGAGACUUCUGGCCAUCGGCGUCUCUGGGAUCACGUACCUGCGCGGGUUAUUCCCAGAGAAAGCCUAUGGCACCAAAGACGUCGAAGAACAGAAGGUGAUGAUUCUCAGAGAGGAGAAAACGUGUCCUGGUGCUACUCAGAUUGUUCAGUGGAUGCAAGGAUGCUUCGACGCCAUUGAUAAGAAAUAUCUUCGGACAGCCAUUUUGUAUAUUUACACGGACCCAGACAAUCCCCAGAAAGUGACAGAGUUUUACCAGUUCCAAAUCCAGUACACCCAGAACGGACCACAGAUGGACUUCGAGAGCAAGAACAAGGAUAAUGUUUCGUCCAUGGCCUGUGGGAGCACGAGGAAGGCCAGUAUCCUGCUGGUGAGAAAGCUGUACACUCUGAUGCAGAACCUGGGGCCUCUGCCGGACAACGUGUGUCUGAGCAUGAAGCUGUUCUACUACGAAGCAGUGACCCCACACGACUACCAGCCGCCGGGUUUCCGAGAGGCAGACGGUGACAUGAUGGAGUUUGAGCGUGAGCCGGUCAAACUGAACAUGGGCGAAGUCAUGACUCCGUACCACACGCUCAAGCUCAACAUGGCCACAGAGAGGCAGAGGCUGGAGCAGGUGGAGGAGACUGCGACUGUGGAGGAGAAGUGGGUCAUCAGGAUGGAUGAAGAGGAGAAUCACGAGACUGAGGACGUGGAGCAGUCACAGAGCAAAGAGCAGGACGCCACCGAGAUCGAGUUGAGCUGUCAUGAGGAGAUCCACAGCACUGAAGUCACUGAGGUGGACACUCAGGCGGUGAAGAGGAGGUCCAGUGUGGAGGUGGGACUGAGGAGGACCAGGAGUGGCCGGGUCAUCUCCUCCUCCUGCUCCACGGUGUCAAAGAAGAACGACAAACCUCUGUGCACUCCAAAGAGAAAAAUGGAGUUUGAGAUCCUGAACAGUCAGGACACUCCGAGUCUCACUGCUCCCAGGAAGAAGAGGAAGUUCAGCGAGCCCAAAGAGAGAUUCUGA
Knipowitschia caucasica is the source of this 1098-nucleotide messenger RNA. Lineage: Eukaryota; Metazoa; Chordata; Actinopteri; Gobiiformes; Gobiidae. The record is from the annotation of a GenBank genome assembly.